This is a messenger RNA of Lactuca virosa, 424 nucleotides long. The record is from the annotation of a GenBank genome assembly. Lineage: Eukaryota; Viridiplantae; Streptophyta; Magnoliopsida; Asterales; Asteraceae.
AUGUGGUAUACCCGGCCGGAUGCCCUUCGCAUCCCGUCUCCUCCCUGCUCGAUUUCUUCUCUAAGAGAGCGAACUCCUCCCCUUCCCGGUCGCAUCGCUGCUGCUGCUCGAUUUCUCGCCGUCGCCGGCCCUUUGCAACUCGUCUCCUCCCUGCUUGAUUUCUUCUCCAAGAGAGGCUUAUGUAUACACCACAAAGCAGAAAACCAUAAGUUCAACAACUUGGGUGCAUUUCUUGGGUCUUUCAACCAAGGGUUUAAGAGCUAUAUCUUGUACAAAGUAGGAUAAUACAUUCAAAUGUAUUGUAUUUGUAUGAAUUGUAUUGGUUUGUAUUUAAGUUAUUUUUAUGAAAUAAAUUGAGUAAAUGCAAAGUACAAUGCUAUAACCAAAAACAUAUAUUGUAAUGUUUACUAGUUUUGUGGCUGAG